Molecule: messenger RNA, 810 nt
Organism: Funneliformis mosseae
Lineage: Eukaryota; Fungi; Glomeromycota; Glomeromycetes; Glomerales; Glomeraceae
Source: the annotation of a GenBank genome assembly
AUGACAAAAUUCUGGGCGACUUUAUCUAAUGAUAUCUUACACAUUUUAACAAACGGAUUAGAAGAAUUUAAUGUCGUGAUAGAAGUAGGAGAAGCUCCAAAUACACAAACGUUUCACGCACAUUCCAUCAUACUUAGAGCUAGGUCACCAUACUUCCGCCAAGCGCUUUCUAAAAACUGGGCUAGAAAAGAGCGGGAUGUGAUAAAAUUUUCUAAACCUAAUAUAAGUCCAAAAGUCUUUGAAAUAAUCUUAAAGUUUAUCUACAGCGGCACCGUGAAUUUGAUGGACAAAACGAUGAUGGAAGCAUUAGAUCUAUUAAUAGCGACCGAUGAACUCCUAUUAACAGAACUGUCGGAUCAUGUUCAAGAAUAUUUAUUACAUUAUGAAGUGGGUUGGCUGGAGGAUAAUUUAAUAACACUUUGGAGAAAGAUAAAUCAAUAUGAAUCGUGUAGAAAACUACAAGAGUAUUGUUUAUCAUUAAUUUGUAAAGAUCCAAACUUCUUAUUUAAAUCACCAGAUUUUCUUUCACUCGAUUCAUCAUUAUUAGUUCCAUUUUUAAAAUUGGAUAAUUUACAAAUCGGGGAAGAUGGUAGAUUAUGUAGGGUAAGCAGGCAUCGAAGUUGUUAUGCCAUUAGAUUUAAUGGGAGAGAUUAUGGACCUUGCUUUGGGGAUAAGGAUUUAAGCAUGAAAGGGAAGUUUGAUCAAGAGGGAAGUUGUAGUUGUCAAAAAGAUGAUUAUUUUGAUAAAGUUACUGACACGGGAAGCUUUAAAGUUGAUGAAUAUGAAGUUUUUAAGAUCGUUAAAAAGUAA